GAGCAUAUCAGCUGGACAACAGUGAACAUGAAUAUCAUUUUAGAAUAUAUGUUUCUUCUAUUCAUUGCAGUUUAUUCAUACAUGGAAUCUUUUGUGAAAUUGUUUCUGCCAGUAAACAGGAAAUCAGUUGCUGGAAAUAUUGUGUUGAUUACAGGAUCAGGACAUGGCAUUGGACGCAGAACAGCUCUUGAAUUUGCCAAGCACGAAAGCAUUCUUGUCUUAUGGGACAUUAACCAGAAAGGUGUUGAGGAGACAGCAGAUGAAUGCAGGAAAUUGGGGGCUACAGCUUAUGCCUUUGUUGUGGAUUGCAGUACCCGGAAUGAUAUUUAUAGGUGUGCUGAGAAGGUCAAGCAGGAUAUUGGAGAUGUGGAUAUUCUAAUAAAUAAUGCUGGAGUGGUUUUUGGCACAGAAUUUCUUAAGCUCCAAGACCAUCAGAUUGAGAAGACUUUUAGCGUCAACAUUCUUGCUCACUUCUGGACUACCAAGUCCUUUUUGUCAGCAAUGAUGAAGAAAGAUCGAGGACAUAUUGUUACAGUAGCAUCCAUAGCAGGUCAACUUGGCGUCCCAUAUUUGGUAGACUAUUGUGCAAGUAAAUUUGGACUGGUUGGAUUUCAUGAAAGUUUAACAUCAGAAUUAAAAUUAUUAGGAAAAGAUGGGGUGAAAACCACUUGUUUGUGCCCAGUCUUUGUGAACACUGGAUUUGUUCAAAAUCCAAGUACAAGGGUUUGGCCUGUGCUUAAAACCGAGGAUGUUGUAAAAUGCCUAAUGGAAGGAAUCCUAACAAAUAAGAAAAUGAUUAUUGUACCUUCAUCAGUCAAAUACUCAUUAAUAAUGAACCAGUUUCUUCCUGAGCGUGUGAUUGCAACUAUGACCAAGAUGCAGGAUAUCCAGUUCAGUACUCCAUACAGAUGUGACAAGAAAGAGGAUUAAAGAUAUCAAGUUAUUUAUCAGUGUUUUAUAAGAAAUAUUAAUACACUUCACACAUUUAUUAUUAACUUUCAGAGGAGCCUAAUCAUAUUUUACAACAAGAUCUAUUAAAUUCUAAUUAUGCAAUUAUUAUGUGAGAGUUUUUGGGACAGCAAUAUCUGGUGUAUUCCCUUGCAUGCAACACACACAUACUUUAAGUCUAAAUUUAUAGUAAUUACAUUUAUAUUUGAUAUUUUACAUUGUAUAGGUCAGCUGUCUACUAAUACAUAAAAUGUAUUAUUUGUUCUAUAUAUACAUAUCUUAUGUUAAAUUAAAAACCGUUUGUUCAAAUAUUA
This is a messenger RNA of Xenopus tropicalis (tropical clawed frog), 1262 nucleotides long. RefSeq names its product hydroxysteroid (17-beta) dehydrogenase 13 (gene hsd17b13). Gene Ontology annotation, cellular component: endoplasmic reticulum; lipid droplet. NCBI's taxonomy places the organism in Eukaryota, Metazoa, Chordata, Amphibia, Anura, Pipidae. Gene Ontology annotation, molecular function: estradiol 17-beta-dehydrogenase [NAD(P)+] activity. The record is from RefSeq and is marked provisional.